Messenger RNA from Scleropages formosus (Asian bonytongue), 4593 nucleotides. Its product is annotated as protein SCAI-like. The transcript is spliced from 18 exons. Bases 124 to 1821 code for a protein of 565 amino acids. Gene Ontology annotation, molecular function: transcription corepressor activity. Gene Ontology annotation, biological process: DNA-templated transcription. Lineage: Eukaryota; Metazoa; Chordata; Actinopteri; Osteoglossiformes; Osteoglossidae. The record is from RefSeq and is a predicted model, not a curated record.
AGCUCAGACAGGAGGCAGGAGCAGGUUGGGUCCUGCAGUUACGUUUCUAACAGGACUGGCUGCUCCACAGACCCUUGAUUCAUAAAGGGACACAAUAACCUGGAAACGAGAGGAACAGGCAACAUGAGUAUGAUGGGGGCCGAGGAAGACAUCCCACUGGGCGAGAGGAAGACCAUCACUGAUUUCUGCUACCUGCUGGACAAGUCCAAGCAGCUCUUCAACGGACUGAGAGACCUCCCUCAGCACGGACACAAGCAGUGGCAGUCCUACUUUGGACGCACGUUCGACGUCUACACCAAGCUCUGGAAGUUCCAACAGCAGCACAGGCAGGUGCUGGACACUCGCUAUGGACUCAGGAGGUGGCAAAUUGGGGAGGUGGCCUCCAAAAUCGGGCAGCUCUACUACCACUACUACUUGCGCACAUCUGAGACCAGCUACCUGAGCGAAGCCUUUUCCUUCUACUCGGCCAUCAGACAGAGGUCCUACUACCACGAGGUCAGCAAGGAGGGAAGGCCAGAGCUGGUGGUGAAGAAACUGCGGUACUACGCCCGCUUCAUUGUGGUCUGCCUCUUGCUGAACAAGAUGGACCUGGUUAAGGUGCUGGUUAAGGAGCUGACGGACGAAAUCGAGGACUACACCCAGCGCUUCAACACGGAGGACCAGCUGGAGUGGAACCUCGUGCUGCAGGAGGUGGCCGCCUUCGUGGAGGCGGACCCCGUGAUGGUGCUGAACAACGACAAUGCCAUAGUGACCAUCUCCAGCCGACAACAGGACGGUGCUGUGCCCCAGCUGGAGCCAGGCAUGGUGGUUGGCCAGCUUGCUCUGGCAGACGCCCUUAUCGUUGGCAACUGCAACAACCAGGUGAAGUUCAGCGAGCUGACCAUCGACAUGUUCCGCAUGCUCCAGGUCUUGGAAAGGGAACCGAUCAACCUGGCUGCACAGUCCGUCAAGCCAGGAACGCUGGAGCCCAGCGAGAAGCCGGCCAAGAGGGAAAACCCCCACAAGUACCUCCUCUAUAAGCCCACCUUCAGCCAGUUGUACACCUUUCUGUCUGCCUCCUUCAAGGAGCUGCCGGCCAGUAGCGUCCUGCUCCUCUACCUGUCUGCCACUGGAGUUUUCCCCGUUGGACAUGCUGAGUAUGAAGGCCCCUAUGACCUCGGGGGUGUCAUGACCAGCAACAGCCGUGACUCGGUCAACGAGGAGACGGUCCAGAGGAGGAGCCAGGCGCAGAAGGAGAUGCACUGCCUCCACCCGGGGGACCUGUACCCCUUCACCAGGAAGCCUCUCUUCAUCAUCGUGGAUUCAUCCAACAGCACGGCCUACAAGAACUUCCUGAACCUCUUUGGACAGCCGCUGGUGUGCCUGCUCUCUCCCACAGUGUACCCCAAAAGCAUCCAAGACCGGUCGCAGCGCGGCAGCCUCUUCACCCUCUUCCUGUACAGUCCGUUGGUGGCCUUCCUGUCCGUGUGCGGCCUGGGCAGCCUGCGCCUGGGCUUGUGGGAGAAGGCCCAGGAGCUCCUGCACCUCGUGUACCGUGAAGUGGGCCAGAUAAUCGCCCGCUCCCGCAGCAUAGACCAGGCCUUCCUGCAGUUCUACGGGGACGAGUUCCUGCGCCUGCUCCUCAUCCGCUUUGUGUUCUGCUCAGCGGUCCUGAGGCUGCACAAGAUGUUCCGCGAUUCCCGGAGCUUCCCGGAGUCCUACCCCCAGCUGCCCAAGAUGGACACGGUGGAGAACAGCCUGCUGCAGAAGCGCGUGCUGGAACUGGCGGCCAUGCUGGACGUGCAGAGCCUCUUCUUCAGCAGCACGCUGGACGGAUGCUGAGCCCCGGCCCCAGCAGCACCGGCCUACAGCGGAUGCUCGAAGGCCCCUUCUCUUCCCUUGCACUGAUUUUUCAAAGGUUGUGGACUUUGCUACGGUCCAGUUCUUUUCGUUUUCUCAUUAGUCGACAUCUUUUCUACUUCAAUAAUUAUAAUAAUAGUAAUAAUAAUAGCCGAUCAUCCUUAGAAUAUAUUUUUCUACACGUGGUCAAUUUUAUAUUGCAGUUUUUGAUCAUUUGGGUUCACACACAGGCAGGCAGCAGGCAGUUAGGGGCCCACACAAACACAUUGAAGGAUGCUGCUUCGAAAGAUUAAAUAAGAAGCAGUGAUUAAAAGGCUUGGACGUCCAGGCUCAGGGGGGCCUUAUAAUGAUUCUGGUUCUGCGAGCAGGAACAACCGUUUAGCGAAGUGCCUUUGUCAUCCUCUACCUGUAAACAUUCAGCAGGUCUGGAUGAACUCAAAGGCUUUGAUGACUCAUUGACCCCAUGUUGAGAUCUUAGGGUUUACAGCGCUGCUUCAAAGUAUGUGAAGCCCUUGUGGCCCUUAGUUUUACCACGAAAUGGUUAUUUAAUGAGGAUCAGUGUUUCUCAGGUGACGCAACAGGUGUAAAAAUCAAUUCCAUAUGGAAAAUUGUGUGCGUAGUAGAAAUACACGAGUAGGGCAGGUGUAAAAAUAAGUGAAGCCCAAGUUGAACUGGGUAAACUGAGUAGGUAAGUGGAGCCAGGGGUGUAAAUCUCUCACACACACACAGUCUUAAACCGCUUGUCCCAAGCGGGGUCGCGGCGAGCCGGAGCCUAAUCCGGCAACGCUGGGCGCAAGGCUGGAGGGGCAGGGGACGCACCCAGGACGGGACGCCGGUCCGUUGCAAGGCGCCCCAAGCGAGACUCGAACCCCAGACCCACCGGAGAGUAGGCCCUGGUCAAACCCACUGCGCCACCGCACCCCUCCCUGUAAAUCAUCAUUAUUUAUUAAUUUUAUAAAGAGAUUUCUUUUCAAGAUUUAGAUCUGAUAAGUUUAUUUUGAUAUUUUAUAUAACAAUAAUGACCUUCCCUAUAUAGUUCACAUACUUUCAAGCAGGACUGUAUAUGUGAACUCAGAACCCCAGUAAGAGCCAGUAAUAGAGUGUGUGCAGACCUUGAUCGUGCACCCUGGUAAAAGGGUAAAACUAGUGGCAGCCUUCAGGGGUAAAAAAAAAAUAAAGAAAUAAAUGAAAAAACACGAUAUGGUGCUAGAAACAACACUUUCACACAAUUGUUUCUGAGUCCAGGUUCGAAGUGCUGCCAUUCUCAUCCCCUACAUGUGAAUUACGAAAAUCAAAUAAGUGCCAGAUUUGUUACAUUCAUCCUGUUUCGUUGCGAGUUUGUUUUUUAAUGUUGAUUAGGAAAAGAAAUACAAGUAAAGGAAGCGGCAUGAACAUAGUUACAGAGAAAUAUAAUAUAUAUUUGUAUAUAUUUCAUAUGCGCUGUGACACCAUGCAAGCCCUUCCCUCUCUCCUCAUACUACAGGUGAUGUGACCCGCUCUGCUUUGCCUUUGACCUUUGUGGGUCAUUCACACCUCUUCAUAUAAUUUGUAUAUUCGAAAUGGUUAAUAAUCAGUCAUAGCUCAACAACUAAUCGAGGUUUUUUCUGUAUUUAAACACAUUUAAUAGGUACAUAUUGUGCUGUCGCUCAGCAGAACCUGGUGCUUUUCGAGUCGUCACUCACAACAUAAGACGAGACUCGCUGUCUUACGGGGACUUGCGGGACAACGAUAUUAAAACUGAGAAAUAAUUGUCAUUUGUUCGAGAACCAAAGAGACCUGAAAUAUUAUUUAAGCUCCUUUCUAUGGUUUAAUGUUUGCUUUAAUGUACAUCCCUAAUAAAAGGCUGUGGUGUCCUGGUGCUUUAAUCUAUUUCUACCGUUAUCUGACAAGAAUUUCAGUAUCUUUCUUGGUCUCCUUAUGGUUUGAGAUGAGAUGUAAUCAAAGCGGGUAGUAUAGCAUGUAGUGUAACAGCAGGUGGCGUAGUGGCUAGAGCGCCGAUGUGGUUAGAGGUCCCAGUUUUGAAUCCAACUUCAUGCUGCAGUAUGCUUGAUCAAGGUACUCGUCCUGAAUUGGUCCAGUAAAAAAUACCCUACUGUAAAAAUGGGUAAAUCAACAUAAGCAGUUCAACAUUGCAAGCUGUUUUGGAGAAAAGCAUCAGCUAAAUAAAUAAAUACGAUGUAAGUGAGGUGCUGAAAAGCACAGGGAUCAUUGCGAUGAGACAGAUUCAGUCCUAAUAUAAGAAACCGGCAUCUGAUUUUGUAAAAUAUAAGACUCAUAUUGCAAAUACAACACACACAUUUUCAUUGUAGAAGUGCUCCUGUGUAACACACAUAGACCUUUUCGACACAGUCUCUUUAUCGAUGUCUGAUGGCAUGUUGAAAAUUAAGAUGUGGGUUUUUUUUUUUUUUUUUUUUUUGUAAAUGUAAUUUGUGGGGCUAAUCUUGUUACUGGGUUAGUAGAGGUAUUUUUUCUGAGGUUCCUACUAUUGUGGGAAGGUAUAAAAUACACACUUUAAUGGUCAGAAUACUCUUUCUUUAUAAGUUAAGGGGUUCUAGAACUAGUACUUUCAACUGCUUGCUGUUUUAUCCUGUCUGUCUUUAUCAUAAUGUUGUUUUCACUGUUACAAGCGUACGCUUCCUGAUGUUGUUAAUAACUGAUAUAAGAAGAAAAUAUAAAUAUAACUGGAAAAUGUCUUUUAGCAAUUCAUGCAGUGCUUUUAAGAAAUAAAUAAACCUUAUGAUUGUUCAGUUUCUA